This is a messenger RNA of Baudoinia panamericana UAMH 10762, 558 nucleotides long. RefSeq lists its product as uncharacterized. NCBI's taxonomy places the organism in Eukaryota, Fungi, Ascomycota, Dothideomycetes, Mycosphaerellales, Teratosphaeriaceae. The record is from RefSeq and is a predicted model, not a curated record. Bases 1 to 558 code for a protein of 185 amino acids. The transcript has a single exon.
AUGUCCGGCCAACGCGCAUCACUCCUUGCUCUCGCCGGCGAGCUUCGCAACCCCAUCUACCGUUACGUGCUAGUAAGCAACUCAAAGGUUCAGGUGACGGAUGAAUGGCCACCACAGGCGUCUUUGUUGAAGGUCAGCCGCACGAUACGUAAAGAGGCCAUGUCGAUCUUCCUAGGCGAGAACACUUUUGCUUUGGACACCCCUCCGUACUCCUCGGACGGACUUCUCAGGUGGACGAACUGGGCGAGGCGUAUGCACAGCAAAUACCAAGUACGCAUCACCGGAGUUGGAAGUUGUGAUACUGAUCCUGGACCGGAUAGUUGGCACAAUCUUCUAGUAUGGCUAAAACGCUUCCACGAACGCUCUGUCACGCACAUCCUCCAUGAGCCUAGUAAGAGGCUGGAGCAACGAGCGGACCAAAUGCUGGUGGGCUGUAUGUUUGCGAUGGUGAAGCGGAUGAGAGACAAGCCCUGGGCAAUCGUAAAGGCACUGCUAGAGGAACAGCACCAUGUGCUUGCUGCUAUUAACGCCGAGUGGGAGGCCGAAGCAAAAGGUUGA